AUGUCGUGUGCUCUAAGACUAAGUAGUGAUGGACCCAGUAGUGAUGGACUCAGUAGUGAUGGACUCAGUAGUGAUGGACCCAGUAGUGAUGGACCCAGUAGUGAUGGACUCAGUAGUGAUGGACUCAGUAGUGAUGGACCCAGUAGUGAUGGACCCAGUAGUGAUGGACUUAGUGGUGAUGGACCCAGUAGUGAUGGACCCAGUAGUGAUGGACUCAGUUGUGGUGGACCCAGUAGUGAUGGACCCAGUAGUGAUGGACCCAGUAGUGAUGGACCCAGUAGUGAUGGACUCAGUAGUGAUGGACCCAGUAGUGAUGGACUCAGUAGUGAUGGACUUAGUGGUGAUGGACUCAGUAGUGAUGGACUCGGUAGUGAUGGACCCAGUAGUGAUGGACUCAGUAGUGAUGGACCCAGUAGUGAUGGACUCAGUAGUGAUGGACUCAGUAGUGAUGGACCCAGUAGUGAUGGACUCAGUAGUGAUGGACCCAGUAGUGAUGGACCCAGUAGUGAUGGACUCAGUUGUGAUGGACCCAGUAGUGAUGGACCCAGUAGUGAUGGACUCAGUUUUGAUGGACUCAGUAGUGAUGGACUCAGUAGUGAUGGACCCAGUAGUGAUGGACCCAGUAGUGAUGGACCCAGUAGUGAUGGACCCAGUAGUGAUGGACUCAGUAGUGAUGGACUCAGUAGUGAUGGACUCAGUAGUGAUGGAGUCAGUAGUGAUGGACUCAGUAGUGAUGGACCCAGUAGUGAUGGACCCAGUAGUGAUGGACUCAGUUGUGAUGGACCCAUUAGUGAUGGACUCAGUAGUGAUGGACCCAGUAGUGAUGGACUCAGUAGUGAUGGACUCAGUAGUGAUGGACUCAGUAGUGAUGGACCCAGUAGUGAUGGACCCAGUAGUGAUGGACUCAGUAGUGAUGGACUCAGUAGUGAUGGACCCAGUAGUGAUGGACCCAGUAGUGAUGGACUCAGUAGUGAUGGACUCAGUAGUGAUGGACCCAGUAGUGAUGGACCCAGUAGUGAUGGACUCAGUAGUGAUGGACUCAGUAGUGAUGGACCCAGUAGUGAUGGAGUCAGUAGUGAUGGACUCAGUAGUGAUGGACCCAGUAGUGAUGGAGUCAGUAGUGAUGGACUCAGUAGUGAUGGACCCAGUAGUGAUGGACCCAGUAGUGAUGGACCCAGUAGUGAUGGACUCAGUAGUGAUGGAGUCAGUAGUGAUGGACUCAGUAGUGAUGGACCCAGUAGUGAUGGACCCAGUAGUGAUGGACCCAGUAGUGAUGGACUCAGUUGUGAUGGACUCAGUAGUGAUGGACUCAGUAGUGAUGGACUCAGUAGUGAUGGACCCAGUAGUGAUGGACCCAGUAGUGAUGGAGUCAGUAGUGAUGGACCCAGUAGUGAUGGACCCAGUAGUGAUGGACCCAGUAGUGAUUGA
Molecule: messenger RNA, 1428 nt
Organism: Hyla sarda
Lineage: Eukaryota; Metazoa; Chordata; Amphibia; Anura; Hylidae
Product: spidroin-2-like
Exons: 2
Coding region: 1-1428 (475 amino acids)
Source: RefSeq, a predicted model, not a curated record